UCCUUCUCAUUGCUCUCAGAGUAGAGACAGGAGGAGAUAAGGGGCUGGCAAAAUCCUUGUAACCUCAGAAAGCAGAAGCUGCUCAGCACAUCCCUGCAGAGACUACACUGACCCUGUGCUGAGCCUCUAUACACAGCAUGGAACCCAACAGUCCUAGAAAGAUCCAGUUCACUGUCCCACUGCUGGAACCACAUCUGGACCCAGAGGCAGCAGAACAGAUUCGAAGACGAAGACCAACACCUGCAACAUUGGUCCUCAGCAGUGACCAGUCAUCUCCAGAAAUCGAUGAAGAACGGAGCCCAAACCCUUUACAAAAGACCACAUUAUCAAUGUCACCACAUCAGAGGAAAAAAGUGACACGUACAACACCUACAAUGAAAGAACUGCAGCUAUUAGCAGAUCAUCAUUUUUGUAAACAAGGCUCGGAAGAUGAAAGUACCCCACAGAGCCAGAACAGUGUGGAUAACAGGCCCAACUUGGGGUGUUGUUGCCAUGGUAACACAGCUCCGAUUCACGCGUCUCAGCAGAUGAGCUCAUGUCGCUGUUUUAUGCAGGAUGGCCAACAAGAGAAUAACUCACCGGGGAGGCAGCAAGAUAGUCAGCUAGACUCGUCAGAAGGAAUAUCUGCAAAGCUAUCAAGUACAGACAUAAAAGAGUCAAGAGAGAAAAAGCACAGCAGCUGCAUAACCUUUCUAGAAGACAAAUAGUACCCAAAACAACGAAAAUGAAAGAUUUAUUGUACUUCAAAUGUACCUGGAGCCAGGAAAGGACGUCACCCUCUUCAAUACAGAUGGAACCAGGCACAUAAAGGAUUCAGAACGCCUUUGUUUGGAAAUAAUGUUCACAUCUCUGCUGCUCGGGAGGCCUAUGUCUGCACUGAGUCUAGAGCAAUAAAUUGAAGGCCCCUCUAGAAGCAAAGAAACCCAGCAUUGUUUGAAAUAUUACCUCUGUCUGUUUGACUCUGUCUUCUCUUUACAUAUCUAAAAGGUGCUAGGCCCAACAUUAUAAGGACAUUUAUUUCCGUUCUGUAAGAAAUCACUCAACAAUAAAUCUUUUGGUACACUUUUCUAUGUUGAGAUCAGAACAGAUCUUUAUGAACAUCGGUCUCAAUAUUGGUCAAACCUGCAAGGUUUUUUACUUAAUCUUCAGAAAACACUUCUGCACAAAACACACAAUAAUAUAAAUAUAACAGUCUCACCUAUACACUAGAUGCACUCUUCCUGCUGGGGAGUUGUCCAUUGACUAAGGAACUGGGGCACCAUGUUAGAAUUUCCUUCUCUUUGUCUUAUACAAUGUACUAUAAAUCCAAUUUAUUCAUGGAUAUAAAAUAAAAUACCUUUAAUUGGUUUUACUAGA
Messenger RNA from Rana temporaria (common frog), 1356 nucleotides. RefSeq names its product protein phosphatase 1 regulatory inhibitor subunit 1A (gene PPP1R1A). Lineage: Eukaryota; Metazoa; Chordata; Amphibia; Anura; Ranidae. The transcript has 7 exons. Gene Ontology annotation, cellular component: cytoplasm. Bases 138 to 707 code for a protein of 189 amino acids. The record is from RefSeq and is a predicted model, not a curated record. Gene Ontology annotation, biological process: intracellular signal transduction. Gene Ontology annotation, molecular function: protein phosphatase inhibitor activity.